AUAAAAAUCCACUCAUCCCGAAUCCAUUCGCCCAGAACAGACGCCAUGGCCUCCGCCGCCGCACCGACGCCGCAGCCGUUGCUCCCCGUGACCAACCCCGCGGCCUCCGCGCCGUCCUCCGGCUCGCCGCUCUCCGACGCGCCGCUCGCCACGCCGGCGUUCCGGCUCUUCAUGAGCAGGCUCUCCGACACGGUGCGGCGCUCGCUCGCGGACCGGCGGCCCUGGACGGAGCUGGUCGACCGGUCGGCCAUCUCGAAGCCGGACUCGCUCUCCGAGGCCACCUCGCGGCUGCGCCGGAACCUUGCGUACUUCCGCGUCAACUACGCCGCCGUGGUGGCGUUCUCCCUCGCGGCCUCGCUCCUGGCGCACCCCUUCUCCCUCCUCGUCCUCCUCGCCGUUCUCGGCGGCUGGUGCUUCCUCUACGUCUUCCGCGCCGCCGACCAGCCCGUCGUGCUCUUCGGCCGCACCUUCACCGACCGCGAGACGCUGCUCGGCCUCGUCGUUGCUUCCGUUCUGGCCUUCUUCAUGACCUCCGUGGCGUCGCUCAUCAUCUCCGGGCUGCUCGUCGGCGGCGCGAUCGUUGCCCUGCACGGUGCGUUCCGCGUGCCUGAGGACCUCUUCCUUGACGACCCGAGCGUUGGGGGCAAUGGCAACACUACCAGUAGGCUACUCUCCUUCCUCGCAUCGCCCGGAUCUGGGGUUUGAUGCGGCGCAAGAUCUGGUAGGGUUCUUGGUCCCGUGGAGUUUAUUUUGAGUACGAAUUGGCAUGGAUCUGGCUCGUCGGAUGUAGCUAAUUGGUUAUCCCUCCUCUUGUGCUUAAUUGUGAGUAGCUAUGGAUAUGCAGAUCAUAUUUUGCCUUCUAAUAUUUGGUCCAAAUUAUGCAAAGAUCUGCUGAACUUGUACUUAAGUUUUAACCGGAGCGGUGACUAGUAAGAACUGUCAGAUGUCAUCAUGUCAGCAACUCAGCAUGUAGAGCUCUGCUCUUCCAAGCAGCUUAACACAGUAACACCAACACCUUAACAGGUCCUUCCGUUGUUUA
Molecule: messenger RNA, 1039 nt
Organism: Oryza brachyantha (malo sina)
Lineage: Eukaryota; Viridiplantae; Streptophyta; Magnoliopsida; Poales; Poaceae
Product: PRA1 family protein B2-like
Exons: 1
Coding region: 46-705 (219 amino acids)
Biological process (GO): vesicle-mediated transport
Cellular component (GO): Golgi apparatus; endoplasmic reticulum
Source: RefSeq, a predicted model, not a curated record